Moneuplotes crassus is the source of this 758-nucleotide messenger RNA. The record is from the annotation of a GenBank genome assembly. NCBI's taxonomy places the organism in Eukaryota, Ciliophora, Spirotrichea, Euplotida, Euplotidae.
UUUGACUAAAUUAUAAUAAAUUCCUCAGAAUGUCACAUACUUAUUUUAUGGCACAGAAAAUGAAAGCUGCUAAAUCAGCUUCUCUGCUCGGCAGAAUCUUCAUCAGAAGAGGGAGGCCCCUCCUCGGAAAUGAUGAUGAUGAGGAGGGAUCAGUGAAGAAUAGAUUUGAAGUGUUUACAAAGGUUUUUAAUCAUAAAUACCAUAAUUGCUUUUUGAAAAAUUCUACAGUCAAGCCAAACAACAAACCGAGCUUAAUAAAAUUCGAGAAUAUUGACUUUUCAUCACUGAUAUCUAGAGCACUAACUGAAGUGACCUUUCUAAGGUACCUCCAAAAGAGGGAGGAUUACCGCAACUCAGUAAGGGCGAUCAUGGUACCCUCUAGUCCAAUACUGGGCCUUACAAAAUAUAUUACCCAGAAAGCUUUAGUAGACCAUGGCUACAACAAAACAGGUCUGUACGUGAUCAACUCUGAUGCCGAACGAGAUAAGUUCUGUGAUCGGGCUAUCAGGAAUACUUUCCUACAUAAAUCCAUUGCCAUCGACAGACUGCUAGAUUGUGACUUCAUUGAUACUGAGAACACAGAUUAUACCUACAUUCGAGAUGAAGAUAAUUUGUCAGAAUGCUCAAAUAUCCCUGUUAUCGACCAUAAAGAGCCUGUUAUUAACAUUACUACAUCGUUGACUUUAGAGGGUAAGGAUGUCUCAAUAUACGAGACAAAGUACAUCGAAGAAUCUUCAACAGCUCAAGGAUCCGCUUAA